AUGAAUUCGAAAGAAAUUUCUCGUUUAUCAACAAUAUGCAUAUGUAUUUCAUUUUUGUUUUUCCUUUUUCGAUGCACGUCUAGUCAGCCUUUAUCGACAAGUUUAUUGAAAUCUAUCAAUAAUAAUAAUAAUAACAAUAAUGAUAAUAUGUUUGCUGAUUUCAGUCGAAUGAGACCAUUACCAUACUCGAAUUCAGAUGAAUCGAAAUUUGAAGAGAAUGAUUCUGAAGUAUGGACACAAUUAUUGAAUAAACUUUUAGAAAUAUACAACGAACAUGAUCAAAAUAGUCGACCAAGUACAUCAUCACCCGUUCGUCGAGCAAACUUUUGGAAACGAUCUAAUUUUUGGCGUAAACGCGCCAAUUUUUGGUGA
Messenger RNA from Rotaria sp. Silwood1, 372 nucleotides. Lineage: Eukaryota; Metazoa; Rotifera; Eurotatoria; Philodinida; Philodinidae. The record is from the annotation of a GenBank genome assembly.